AAUUGUUCUGUUCCCUAAUGUAUCUAAUGAGAGUUGAACAUAAAUUCAGAAGUUGCCAUUUGCAACAAGUGGCUAUUUAAAUCAACUAAGAACGAGCCCUUAUUAUUUUUGCACCUAUCUUUUAGCUUUGAAGAUACAAAUCAACAAGUUUCUUUUUUUAUAAUAAUAAUUUUCUCUCUUGGUUCCACAAGGAGUCCUUUUUCUUUUAAUUUUUUCCCCUAGUCUAUGAGAUGGGUGGUUCUCCAGUAGUUGUGCAAUCACAAGUACAAGCAGGUGACGAAUCUAAAAAGGAACAUAUCACCUCUCAGAAUGGAUCUGAAAUUAAAGCUCCAGCUUUCAUUCAGAACAAAUGGUGGAUCCAAAUGGUCAUUUAUUCAACAUUUGUUCUAUCUGGCCAAGCUAUAGGUACACUCUUAGGCAGAUUAUAUUUUGACAAAGGAGGAAAUAGCAAAUGGUUAGCCACAUUAGUACAAACUAUAGGCUUCCCAGUUCUCAUCCCUUUCCUCUUUAUCACAUCAACAAAAACUAAUAAAGUUAAUGAAAUAAAAAAACCAUCUUUCUUAGUUGUUGCUUCAUUUUACACUUUACUAGGGUUAUUCAUAGCUGGAACUUGCAUGUUAUACACAAUAGGUUUACAAUACCUCCCUGUCACAACUUAUUCACUGAUUUGUGCUAGUCAAUUGGCAUUCAAUGCCCUUUUCUCCUUCUUCCUAAAUAAACAAAAAUUCACCCCUUAUAUAGUGAACUCAUUAGUAAUUCUCACCGCAUCCUCUUCCCUUCUUGUUCUCCAGAACGACGAUUCUGGAGUCCAGUCCAAUAAAACGUCUACAAAAAAAUAUAUAUUCGGGUUUUUGUCCACCGUUGCAGCAUCUGCUGGCACUGCAUUGCUGCUCUCUAUUACACAACUCGCUCUUCAAAAAAUCUUUAAGAGGGAGAGUUUUCGUUUAAUCAUAGAAAUGUCAGUUUAUCAGUCAUUAGUGUCAACAUUGGCAAUAUUAAUAGGGCUUUUCGCUAGUGGGGAGUGGAAAAAAUUGGACAAAGAAAUGAACGAGUAUAAAUUAGGGAAAAUUCGAUAUCUUUUAAAUCUGAUUGGAACAGCUAUUUCUUGGCAAGCUUUCACAGUUGGUUCAAUAGGGCUGAUUUUCAAAGUGUCUUCAUUAUUUUCAAAUGUGAUAAGUAUUUUAGGUCUGCCUGUGGCUCCUGUUUUGGCUGUGAUUCUUCUUCAUGACAAGUUGACUGGUAUCAAAGUGAUGUCAAUGUUGUUGGCUAUAUGGGGUUUUGUGUCAUAUAUGUAUCAGCAUUACCUUGGCGAUUUGAGACAAGAGUGCAACAAGGACUCAAUUAGUGGAGCUCUCUGAAGUUUCUAGAUCUCAUUGAAAGAAGUUAAAUUUGUAAAUUAAAUAGUAUAAAAUUUCGUGUAUAUAUAUUGUUCAUAAAGAUCAUAACUUUUUUCACUCUCAUGUUGUGUUAUAUGCACUUUUUGGACGAAUAUGUAUUAUUCCAUAUAUGCAGUGUAUCGGUUCGAAAUUUACACCUGAA
This is a messenger RNA of Lycium ferocissimum, 1539 nucleotides long. RefSeq names its product purine permease 21-like. Gene Ontology annotation, molecular function: purine nucleoside transmembrane transporter activity. Lineage: Eukaryota; Viridiplantae; Streptophyta; Magnoliopsida; Solanales; Solanaceae. The record is from RefSeq and is a predicted model, not a curated record. Gene Ontology annotation, cellular component: membrane. Bases 231 to 1358 code for a protein of 375 amino acids. The transcript has 2 exons.